This is a messenger RNA of Nylanderia fulva, 2382 nucleotides long. The record is from RefSeq and is a predicted model, not a curated record. NCBI's taxonomy places the organism in Eukaryota, Metazoa, Arthropoda, Insecta, Hymenoptera, Formicidae.
GAUUCUGUUGCUAGGUGGUCGCUGCUGCCGCGGCGGCGGGCAGAACGGCCAAGUGUUUCCUCUCUGGCGGCGCUAGAUGGCGCCUGCGCGGUGGCGCGCGUGCGCGCGCAUCGAGUCGUCGCGGGGCCGCUCGCGGGAGAGUGACAGUUCGCGAGCCCGAACUGUCAUCACGGCGGUACCGCGCGCGUCGUCCGCACCGUUGUCAUUCGCGUCGUAGCCGAGGUGUUGUAUGUGAGAGCCCGCGCAAAGUGAACGUGCGCGACGUAACGUGACGUGACGUGACGCGACGUCGUGACAUCGUGACGUAUCGUGCCAGUGCCGCGUAACCCUCGUGGACGACCUCGUAUACCGUCCGGUCACCGAAGAUCGCGGCUCGAAAUCUCGCGUCUCUCCUUUUUUUCCGCGUCUCUUCUCCCCCGUCGAAAAAGCCGAACCCGCCACCGCCGCCGCACGGUGGGUGCGCACGCAAGGUAGAACGGCUCGCACCGCUCGCUUCGUCGCCGGCUCGGCCUCGCAGUCAGUCUACUGGAAGAUUCCAUUGUGCAAGAGUGUGGGUCUUCGAAAAAGUGUUUUUUCGCGGCUACGCCGGCGAAUUUCCGCGGACACAUCCCAUCGUCGUCGUCUGCACGCCGGGACAUCCAGACCAGCGCCAGCUCGCAGCGUCGGGUUUUCGAGGGAGGAUCGUCCGACGAGGUCGCAAAAUAGACAAGAGGGAAAAACGGCGAAUCGGAAGGAAGAAAAAUAUAGAUAUCCCGUCGUGCCAUCGCGCGCCCUGUUUAUCCUGGGAAUCGAGCCGAGCGCGCGGGCGCCUCGACACUUGACGCGAUUGCUUCGAGGCAAGAAGGAUCCUGGAAGGAUCGAACGGAAGGAAAACAACGUGCGCGGGAUAUGUACCGGGAGCCGAACAGCUCGUCGGGCAGCAACGCCUCCACCAAGGGCGACGAGGUCGAGCUUGUCAGUAGGUUCCUGGCGCCGCUCUGCGCCAGGGACGAGGCGGCCAGGAACAUUGCCCUGGCCGCGGCCAGGACCACCGUCGAGGGAUGGCUGGGCAGCGUCGACGGUUCGAAUCGCUGGGAGGACGCCAGCGACGUCGAGGACACCAAGAGCGCGACCGGCAAGUUCUCCGGUCAAGACGGAAGAUACGACAUGAGUGUCGAGCGGUCGCCGACGAGGUCAUCUCCGAGGAGCGUACACCAGCACCAGCUCCUGCAGGAGACAUUCCGAACAGAGGGCUUCUUCCCGCAAAGCGUGAACGAUAACCCGGCGUCGUUUCUCGAGGAGAACAAUUCAGAGUCCUCGUUCGAUUGCGUGGACGGACGUCUUCUGAACGAGAGGCGGUUCCGCGAGCGAUACGGCGACGGUGUCGAGAGCAGCAGGUCUGGCCAUUCAACCUCCUCGGACGAGGGUAGCAAGGGCUUCAACAACGAGGGGACCAGAUGCCCGCGUUUCGGUUCUAAUUGCGAGAGCGAGCGAAAGUAUCAUCCGGGCUCGUCGUCCAGCGACAGGUCGACGAGCGAGGAUUAUUGUCCUGGCAGGACGAAGAACAAUUACGUGAUGAAGGGCGCCAAGCAGAAGCAGCUGGAGGACGACGAGCUCGACGCGGACACCCGGGUUUACGGCAAGAGUCCCAAGUUCGACGACAAUCUCAGCGGCCUCGCGUCGUUCGACUGCCGGAAUCGCCGAGCCAAAAUCGCCGCCGGCGGCGAUCAGCUGACGCACGAGCAGCGCCGAUACUAUGACGCCGGCACCGACGACGACGUGUCCUUCAAUGAAAGCGAGGCGGCGCGCAGCGACGGGGUCGUCUUCAACACGCUCGACGGCUUCGAGAACGAGAACGAGCCGUCUUACUGCCAGGACAUGAAUCUGGAGAGCCGGGAGACGGCGGUGGUCCACGAAGAUAACCCGGAGGAUCCACGCGGCCGGGCGCAGCAGCAGGAUUAUCUGCGCAAGAACGACGAGAGGAAGUUUAGCGCCGGCCAGAUCAAGAGGCCUCUCUCGCAGGACGAGGACGUGUCCACGAAAAGCGGCCGGGUGCUCGAGAGCCCGGAAGUGACGCCCGGCGACGUCGGCAGGAUGUUGAAUCUCGGUAACGCCUUGGACGGACCCAGGCAGGCUCAGGCCAACAAGUAUCUGAGUCUGGUGACGUUGCAUCUGCCGGUGAUACUCAGGCUCAGCGUCAACUGUCCCUUUCAGAACGUCAGGAUCAAGUGCGCGGAGAUCCUCCAGAUGGUCAAGGAUAGAGGACUUCCAGUACCAGUGCCGGCUUUCGAUGGACCUAGUGCCUUCGUUCCUCUCUCGGAGCUGCCGGACCUGAACAAUCUCGACGAAAAGGUGAGUCUACGAUUACAUCAUAAAUGCGCGAAAUAGCGGUUGGUGAGUAAA